AUGACUACCUUUGAUGUAUUCUGCACCCUGACGACCAUUGACAUGCGCGAGGCCGAGCGUGCGGAAACCGCCCUCAUUGAAGAAGCCAAAAAAGAAGCCGACAGGAUCGCUAACCUCCGCUCCUCUCCAGGUGACGCCACCAAGGGUGCCAAGCUCUUCCAGACCCGUUGCGCCCAGUGCCACACCGUUGAGGCCGGCGGUCCUCACAAGGUCGGCCCCAACCUUCACGGUCUCUUCGGCCGUAAGACCGGUUCCGCCGAGGGAUACGCCUACACCGACGCCAACAAGCAGGCCGGUGUUGAGUGGAACGAGGACACUCUGUUCUCCUACCUCGAGAACCCCAAGAAGUACAUCCCCGGUACCAAGAUGGCCUUCGGUGGUCUGAAGAAGACCAAGGAGCGCAACGAUCUCAUCACCUACCUCAAGGAUAACACCGCAUAA
Molecule: messenger RNA, 441 nt
Organism: Penicillium egyptiacum
Lineage: Eukaryota; Fungi; Ascomycota; Eurotiomycetes; Eurotiales; Aspergillaceae
Source: the annotation of a GenBank genome assembly